Molecule: messenger RNA, 1417 nt
Organism: Eufriesea mexicana
Lineage: Eukaryota; Metazoa; Arthropoda; Insecta; Hymenoptera; Apidae
Gene: Dhod
Product: dihydroorotate dehydrogenase 2
Exons: 2
Coding region: 242-1417 (391 amino acids)
Biological process (GO): 'de novo' pyrimidine nucleobase biosynthetic process; pyrimidine ribonucleotide biosynthetic process
Cellular component (GO): cytoplasm; mitochondrial inner membrane
Molecular function (GO): dihydroorotate dehydrogenase activity
Source: RefSeq, a predicted model, not a curated record
UCAAUCGCGUAUCGCGUCGUGGCCACGCGAUGAAAACAUUUGAAAUAUGUAUUAAAUAUAGAAUGUGGAUUAAUUAUUUAGAAUUGCGAUAUUUAAGUGAUUUAACGCAAGGAUGGGUCACGAUAUCGUCUUGUGAUAAAUUGAUCGCAUGCUGAACGAGCGUCCUUAACCUUAAAAAAGGCUUAAAUGCUUUUAUUCGACGAAGUGCAAUUAUUUAUAGAAACAAUACUCCUGUCGUAAAAUGGCACAACGUUUGAGCAGUAAACAGAAACUAAAAUCACUUUUAAAAGUGACCAGCACUGCUACUAUUUUCUAUAGUGGCUUUUGCAUUUACCAGAGUAACGAAAACUUUUACAACAAAUUUAUCAUACCGCUUGUACAGUUGGUGAAUCCUGAAAUUGCACACAAUGCUGCAAUAAAGAUUUUAAAAUGGGGCCUUUUACCUAAGCAAAAUACAGAUGAUCCGUCUUCCCUUGCUAUCGAUGUUUGGGGCAUGCAGUUUAAGAAUCCAAUAGGAAUGGCAGCUGGUUUUGAUAAGCAAGCUGAAGCUGUAGCGGGUUUACACAAAAUAGGAUUUAGUUUCGUAGAAAUAGGAUCAGUUACGCCAAAACCUCAACCUGGCAAUUCAAAACCUAGACUUUUCAGAUUAUUAGAGGACAAUGCAGUUGUUAAUCGUUACGGAUUCAACAGUGAAGGCCACGAAACUGUAUGGGAACGUUUAAAAAGGCUCAAGGAAGGUCAGAACUUCCAUGGUAUCGUUGGAGUUAAUUUAGGUAAAAAUAAGACAUCGGAAGAUGUGGCACAGGAUUAUAUAGAUGGCAUUAAGAAGUUCUCGGAUGUGGCAGAUUACUUUGUGGUUAAUAUAUCUAGUCCCAAUACACCUGGAUUAAGAACGAUGCAGAGAAAGGAUGAUCUGGAGCAGUUAUUAACAAAGAUAAACAAUGUUAGACAAUCGAUACAAAGCAAACAACCAUUGCUGUUAAAGCUUGCUCCAGAUUUAUCUGAUUCCGAGAAACAAGACAUUGCAGAUGUAAUACUGAAAGAAAAGUCAAAAGUAGAUGGCUUAAUAUUAUGUAAUACUACGGUCACGCGUAAUAAUUUAACGAGUCCUUUUAAAGAGGAGCCUGGAGGACUCAGUGGUGCUCCUUUGACUGACAUUUCGACCACAAUGAUCUCAGAUAUGUAUAAACGAACGCAUGGUAUCAUUCCCAUUAUCGGAGUUGGUGGAAUAUUUACCGGAGCAGACGCUUACGACAAAAUCAAAGCUGGUGCUUCUUUGAUACAACUUUAUACGUCGUUUACGUUCCGGGGACCACCAGUGAUAGGAAAAAUUAAACGGGAAUUGGAUGAUAUGCUGAAACAAGAUGGUCUAGUAUCUAUUAAAGAUGCGAUUGGAAAAGAUGCCAAUAUUAGAUAA